Molecule: messenger RNA, 1409 nt
Organism: Rhincodon typus (whale shark)
Lineage: Eukaryota; Metazoa; Chordata; Chondrichthyes; Orectolobiformes; Rhincodontidae
Gene: cnpy1
Product: canopy FGF signaling regulator 1
Exons: 5
Coding region: 430-999 (189 amino acids)
Cellular component (GO): endoplasmic reticulum
Source: RefSeq, a predicted model, not a curated record
CAGGGGCGGGGCGUCCAACUGCUCCUACCCCCUUCCCCCGCCCUCACCUGUAAGCUAACUCCUCGUUGUCUUCCUUUUCCGGGAGUCAUCCUGUCGUGAGAACCGUACGUGGGAUGUAGAGUUCCAUCGAUCGAUCAAUUUUAAACAUUAACACGAAGCGAGGGAGGAAUGAUGGACGUGGGCGUCUGGGAUUCCGUCAGACAAGUUCGGCUGUAGUUCAAGAGAACUCGGGACUCCGUUUUGGCCCAACUUAUCUUUUUGGAGAGAAACUUUCAAGUCCUCACUCUUCGUUUUUGUAAAAAAAACCGGUGUGAAGAGCGGGGGCUGGUAGAUCGGGCCGAGGGAAGUUUUGUCGGGGGGGUUGUUGGUGUUUAUCUGUUUUUCCCCUCCCCAAGAGUGAGGUGACGGUUAGAGGCGCGUGGAUUGACCAUGGGCUCGAGACUGCGGCGCGGGACGCUCGCGCUUUUGCUGGUGGCUUUGCUGGCACUGAGUCCCCAGGUGCGUGGGGAGAAGGACUCGGAACUGUAUUGCGGAGUUUGCAGGGCCUUGGUGGAUGAACUAGACUGGGCAAUUAAGAAAGUGGAUCCAAAGAAGACAAUUCAAGUGGGGUCUUUCCGAAUUAGUCCUGAUGGCUCUCAGAAACCAAAUGAGAUUCCAUAUGCUAAGUCAGAGACCCAUCUACUUGAACUCUUUGAAACUAUAUGUUCAAAUAUGGAUGAUUAUGCAUUAUACGUGGAUCCAGAGACCCAGAAAAAGACUUACAUGAGAUUUGCUCCAAGGGAUUCUGAGAAACUGGGUUCAGUAGAUUUUAAAAAUUUCAAGUUUGAUCCUGAAAAUUCUAAAUCACUAAAGUUUGUGUGUGAAAGUAUACUGGAAGAAUACGAAGAGGAAAUAAUUUCUCUGUUUGCCCAUGAGGCAGACCAUGUGGCUGACAAGCUAUGCAACGAGAAAUCAGAGAUAUGUGAUCUAUCUAGACAAACUCCUCGCUCUGAUCUAUAAUCCUGCAAAGAACUGGUGCAUAUCAAGUUGGACUGGGAGAAUUAUAAAUGACUGCAUCAACAGCUGGUGAAUUUACACUGGACCAGGACUGCUGCUCUGAAUAUGUUGCCUACUCUUCACGAACCACUAAUUCAGAUACUUUCAUUAUGGCUGUUGUUUGAUAACUCUUGAUCUGUUCUGGUGUUUUCAUAUUACCCACAAAUUUAUUAAACAGAUUUUGUAGCCAAGAAUAAUUUUAAGUCAAUAAUCUACCUUCGGAAAUAUUUUUAGCUUAACACACAAACCAGAAAAUAAUACAUGGUAUUUUUCCUUUCUUUUUGUUCAAAUAAAUUAUGUGAUGAUUUUUCUCUAGGAUUAUUUUCAAUUUUAUAAUCUGCGCUUCUAAAUAAAAUUACAUUUUUAUUCUAAAA